Artibeus jamaicensis (Jamaican fruit-eating bat) is the source of this 2650-nucleotide messenger RNA. RefSeq names its product peroxisome proliferator activated receptor gamma (gene PPARG). The transcript is spliced from 8 exons. NCBI's taxonomy places the organism in Eukaryota, Metazoa, Chordata, Mammalia, Chiroptera, Phyllostomidae. Gene Ontology annotation, cellular component: nucleus. Gene Ontology annotation, molecular function: zinc ion binding; nuclear receptor activity; RNA polymerase II cis-regulatory region sequence-specific DNA binding. Gene Ontology annotation, biological process: positive regulation of transcription by RNA polymerase II; negative regulation of transcription by RNA polymerase II; hormone-mediated signaling pathway. The coding region runs from base 416 to 1843 and encodes 475 amino acids. The record is from RefSeq and is a predicted model, not a curated record.
CUCUACUCGACGUGACCCGGUGCAUCUUUCUGAGCUUCGCACCACUCGGGGCCGCCUCCCAGUGGUGGUUGUGAGGAACAAAUAGGGCUGGGCACACAGUAGGCGCUCAGAAAAGGCACCUCGCGCGGACGCCGCGGCAGCUCCCUUCUCGCCUGUGCGUCCGCACGACCGCCGCCCCGCGUCCCCACACCCCCCUCCGGCCACGCUUGGCCGCUGGCAGGCGGGGCCGACCGCACUCGGAGCCGGAGCCAGAGCCCGCGGAGAGCCGCCGCCCGCGGCGCUCGGUCAGCCUCCUGGACACCGGAGUGGGGCGCCAAGCCGCCACCGCCGCAGAUUUGGAAAAGGCCAAUUCUAAACCACAGAUAUACAAGAAGGCCAUUUUCUCAAACAAGAGUCACCGUUGAACGAAAUUACCAUGGUUGACACAGAGAUGCCAUUUUGGCCCACCAACUUUGGAAUCAGCUCCGUGGAUCUUUCUGUAAUGGAUGACCACUCCCAUGCCUUUGACAUCAAGCCCUUCACCACCGUUGAUUUCUCCAGCAUUUCUGCUCCACACUAUGAAGACAUUCCUUUUGCAAGAGCUGACCCAAUGGUUGCUGAUUAUAAGUAUGACCUGAAGCUCCAAGAGUACCAAAGUGCAAUCAAAGUGGAGCCUGCAUCCCCACCUUAUUAUUCUGAAAAGACGCAGCUGUAUAAUAAGACUCAUGAAGAGCCUACCAACUCCCUCAUGGCAAUUGAAUGCCGUGUCUGUGGAGAUAAAGCUUCUGGGUUUCACUAUGGAGUACAUGCUUGUGAAGGGUGCAAGGGUUUCUUCCGGAGAACAAUCAGAUUGAAGCUUAUUUAUGAUAGGUGUGAUCUUAACUGUCGGAUCCACAAAAAAAGUAGAAAUAAAUGUCAGUACUGUCGGUUUCAGAAAUGCCUUGCUGUGGGGAUGUCUCAUAAUGCCAUCAGGUUUGGGCGGAUGCCACAGGCGGAGAAGGAGAAGCUGCUGGCAGAGAUCUCCAGUGAUAUUGACCAGCUGAACCCAGAAUCUGCUGACCUCCGGGCCCUGGCAAAACAUUUGUAUGACUCAUACAUAAAGUCCUUCCCGCUGACCAAAGCAAAGGCGAGGGCCAUCUUGACAGGAAAGACAACAGAUAAAUCACCAUUUGUUAUCUAUGACAUGAAUUCCUUAAUGAUGGGAGAAGAUAAAAUUAAGUUCAAACACAUCACCCCUUUGCAGGAGCAAAGCAAAGAGGUGGCCAUCCGCAUAUUUCAGGGGUGUCAGUUUCGCUCAGUGGAAGCUGUGCAAGAGAUCACAGAAUAUGCCAAAAGUAUUCCUGGUUUUGUAAACCUUGACUUGAAUGACCAAGUAACUCUCCUAAAAUACGGCGUCCAUGAGAUCAUUUACACGAUGUUGGCUUCCUUGAUGAAUAAAGAUGGGGUUCUCAUAUCAGAGGGCCAAGGAUUCAUGACAAGGGAAUUUCUGAAGAGCUUGAGAAAGCCCUUCGGUGACUUUAUGGAGCCCAAGUUUGAGUUUGCUGUGAAGUUCAAUGCACUGGAAUUAGAUGACAGCGACUUGGCAAUAUUUAUAGCUGUCAUUAUUCUCAGCGGAGAUCGCCCAGGUUUGCUGAAUGUGAAGCCCAUUGAGGACAUACAAGACAACUUGCUGCAAGCCUUGGAGCUCCAGCUGAAGCUGAACCACCCUGAGUCCUCUCAGCUCUUUGCCAAGCUGCUCCAGAAAAUGACAGACCUCAGACAAAUUGUAACAGAACAUGUGCAGCUAUUGCAAGUAAUAAAGAAAACAGAGACAGACAUGAGUCUUCACCCACUCCUACAGGAAAUAUACAAGGACUUGUAUUAGCAGAGAAGUCCUAAUUCACUGACAAUGUUCCCCUUCUUCCAAUUGCACUAUUAUUUUGAGGGAAGAUCUGACAUCUAAAAAAUUUACUGUGAAAAAGCAUUUUAAAAAGAAAAGUUUUAGAAUAAUAGAUCUAUUUUAUGCAUAUUGUUUAUAAAGAUACAUUUACAAUUUACUUUUAAUAUUAAAAAUUACCACAUUAAGAAAUUGGUGGAUGUAUUUGAAGACCGAGUCUGAUGUGUUCCCCACCUCCCUACAGUGCUGGCUUUUUUCUUUCAUUUUCUUCUCAAUCUUAUAACCUCUUUCUUCCUUCCCUCCCUCCCUCCCUCUUUGCCUUUCUUCUUUCCUUUAUUUUUCUUUCUUAUACAUUUUUUAAAAUGUGAAUGGAAUUUCCAAUCAGCUUUCACUCUCAGUAAAUUAAUUUUUUACUCAAUUUACAACUUUUUCAAACCCUCCAUCUGUUUUAACAGUCAUACCUAAGACAGGAAGGGGAACUUCAGGGCCCAAAAAACUGCCCAGAGCAUGUGUUUCUUAACCCGGAUGUGUUAAUUUGGAGCAUAUCCUUAGGCCUAUCAAGAAUCCAGUCUUCUUCCACAAUCCCAACCAAGAUUUUCACUCACCAAGAGCAGCCUGCUAACAGGAUACCAAGGCAUACAUAAAUACCUAUUGGCAAGUUAUGAACUAUUAGAAACUGUGAGUAACACAGAAGGGUUUAAAAUUUGGCACCUACCAAAAAGAACUUACAAUUGAGUUCGGGAGAAAGGAUUAAUCUUUCAUAAAAACAGAUUAUAACGCACAGUCAACCAUCUG